AUGAUCCUAGUCUUGAAAUUGCUCUUCGCAACACUUGCUCUUGCCACAGUCGCUUGUGGGCUGCCAUUGAAGUACCGCCUGUCAAGCGCCAUCGCCGAGCGCUCGCCGUACAUCGAAGCACGAUCCGAUAUCUUGGCAUCUUCAGACUCACAUGUUGUCGACCGCGCUUUCGACGAAGAUACAUCGCUCGUGAAGCGAGAUCCGCCCGAGUGCGUCUAUUGCAAGAAACCAGAUAUCGAUCACAAUCUUUAUCUCUGCAAAAACGGCCACCCGUCACACCCCGAAUGCAUCGACAAUCGUUGGGCUAAAUUGCUUGCCUCUUCAAAAUCUAUCCCGUCACUUGCAGCUGUGAUGUGUCGAAAUUGCGAGCAGGCCGAACACCAGAGGUUGGAGGAUGCCCACAUAGAGCAAUGGGAGAAAGCCCAAACAAAGAACCACAAAGACAUACUUAAUGGCGCCCACACGUAG
Molecule: messenger RNA, 468 nt
Organism: Dacryopinax primogenitus
Lineage: Eukaryota; Fungi; Basidiomycota; Dacrymycetes; Dacrymycetales; Dacrymycetaceae
Exons: 1
Coding region: 1-468 (155 amino acids)
Source: RefSeq, a predicted model, not a curated record